Colias croceus (clouded yellow) is the source of this 2092-nucleotide messenger RNA. RefSeq names its product elongation of very long chain fatty acids protein 7-like (gene sit). The record is from RefSeq and is a predicted model, not a curated record. Gene Ontology annotation, molecular function: fatty acid elongase activity. Gene Ontology annotation, biological process: fatty acid elongation, polyunsaturated fatty acid; fatty acid elongation, monounsaturated fatty acid; very long-chain fatty acid biosynthetic process. Lineage: Eukaryota; Metazoa; Arthropoda; Insecta; Lepidoptera; Pieridae. The coding region runs from base 263 to 1180 and encodes 305 amino acids. Gene Ontology annotation, cellular component: endoplasmic reticulum membrane. The transcript is spliced from 6 exons.
UUGCGGCAAAACACUACUGUGAAGUGGUUGUGAUAUAAAUAAACGUAUUUUUUUAUUAUACAAAAUAGGAAGUGUCAAAAGCGUUGCUCUACGUGAAUAUUUUAAUUCUACCGUUAAUUUUAUUUGUGAAUAAUUUUAUAUGAUUUUUUGUGCUAAAGUGACUUGACCAGUCCACAUAGAGCUUCCUUCUAAAUAAGAUGCGGAAAGGUCUCUUAUGACGCGAGUGUAGAAAACGAAAAAACACAAUUGGAAUACAGCCGCGAUGGCUACGUCAAACAGUACUUUUGCGAAGACCUACCAACGGCUAUUCGUGGACUUAGCUGAUCCCAGAACGAACGAUUGGUUCCUCAUCAAAAGCCCAGUGCCAGGAUUAACAAUAUUAGGACUAUACCUGUAUUUCACAUUAAAAUGGGGACCUCGGUAUAUGGCCGACAAGAAACCACUACAGUUACAGAAAACCUUAGUCGUGUACAACUUCAUACAAGUCUUAGUUAGCAUCUGGUUGUUUUACGAGGGCCUCGACGCAGGAUGGUUGAGGACUUACAGUUGGAAAUGUCAACCAGUUGACUUCUCUACGACACCAGAAGCAAUGCGGGUAGCACGAGGUGUCUACAUAUACUUCCUCGCGAAAAUGACUGAACUUCUCGACACGAUAUUCUUCGUGAUACGGAAAAAGGAUCGACAAAUAACAUUCCUCCACUUGUACCACCAUACAGUGAUGCCAAUGAUAUCGUGGGGCGCCACUAAAUACUACCCCGGAGGUCAUGGAACUCUCAUUGGUGUGAUCAACUCCUUCGUACAUAUCAUAAUGUACACUUACUAUAUGUUGGCAGCCAUGGGACCGCAGUACCAGAGGUUCUUGUUCUGGAAACGUCACAUCACUACGCUUCAAAUGCUGCAAUUCUGCAUCGCAUUCCUACACUCAUCCCAGCUAUUGUUCUACGAUUGCGGCUACCCAAGAUGGUCUGUUGUCUUCACGCUUCCUAACUCGAUCUUCUUCUACUACCUCUUCUACGAUUUCUAUUACAAAGCGUAUGGCAAACCUGAGAGCAAAAAUAAAGUAGCCAAUGGCAACGCAGUAACGGAUUGCAAGACCAACGGUGUUACCAGCCACAAAACAAAUGGCGUCGUUGCGAACGGUACCUCAAAUGGGACAACUUACACAAAGAAAGACGAAUAAUCGAAUACUUUUGUAUUUUUCAAAUAUAAUAUACAAGCAAUACGACUAAAAUAUAAAUUGUAAAUAAUAAUUUAAGAUUUGGAGGAAAGCAAGAAUAUAGACAUGAUGUACAUUUACGAAUAGAUUUACGAUUUUAUCUCUUUAAGGAUAAAUUAAUAAGGAAGGGAAUAGUGAAUAAAAAUACAAAUAUUUUUUUAAGUAGGGAGAGUCAUGUAAUGUUAUAGGUACUUUUAAUGUCAUAGGAUAUUUUUUAUUGGAUUUAGAUGCCAACAAUUAAAUAUUUCGCAUUAACGCAAAGAAUAACAUAAGAAAAAUAUUUAUUUUUAAAUAAAUACUUUUCUAUAUAAUAUUAUUCUUAUUAAAGUUAAUGUUUCAUUAACUGUACAUAGAUUAGAAUUAAUUCAGCCUUUUGCUCAAUAUUAAUUUUAUACUCUAUCAAAGCUCUAUCAUUACUUAUAAUGGAUUUUUGGUGCUUAUAUUAUGUAAACCUAGAUUAAUCCUCCCUUAAAUAUUUUUAUACUAAUAACAACAUGUUAUUCAUUGCCUUCUAAAGUAUCAAAAUUUUUACUGUUUUUAUAUUAUGAUGGUGAUGUAUCUAGGUCUUCCAAAUUACUUAUAAUAUUUCAUAGCUAGUUCGUAAAUUGUUCAUUGUUUACAAACGCGUGUUACCUUGAUGUUUAACUAAAAUUAAAACGACAAGUUACCUGUUAUCAAAGAAGCUUUAUAAGAUAUCGGAUAAACCUUGUAUAUAUAACAUUAUAAUAAAAAAGGGAAAAUGUGUUAAUAUAAACUUAUUUUAAAGAUUUUUUUCCAAAGUGUUACGUCGGCGCAUAGGCCGAAUUAGUUUGCUUUUUAUAAUCUUGUAAUGGGACAUAUACGAAGACUUAAGUAAACUGUUAUACAAUUACAAAA